GGAGGGGCCUCCAGCUGGCCAAUCAGAAGCAGCCGUUGCACAAUGGGGGGGAGCCAGGCCCGAUCCCCGUCGGCCGUGGGCCUGAGCCGGAGCGAUGCUGAAGACGAUGACCUUCCAAGGCCUGCCAGGCCCGCAGCGGGGGCCAGGGGCCCUUGACUUCCCGGGGAGCCCCCUGAAGUUUCGCACUGCGUCCGAGGCGGAGUCCGAGGCCUCCAUGUCCGAGGCCUCCAUGUCCGAGGCCUCCUCGGAGGACCUGGUGCCACUCCCGGAGGCCCAGGUGGCCCAGGAGAGGGGCGAGGAGGAGGCUUCGAAGAAGAAGAAGAAGCCCAAAGGCCUGGCCAACAUGUUCGGCAUCUUCUCCAAAGGGAGGAAGAAGGGCCAGGAGCCCGCGGGCAGGCCUGAAGCCAAGCCCGGGCCGGGGGGCCGGCUGCCCACAGUGGAGGAGCUCAAGGCGGACCUGGAGCGCGGGCGGCUGGAGGCGGCGGCGCCGCUGAUGCAGCUGGAGCGGGAGCUGCGGGCGGCGGCGGCGGCGGGCGGCACGAGCGAGGAGGAGCUGGUGCGGCGCCAGAGCAAAGUGGAGGCGCUGUACGUGCUGCUGCGCGACCAGGUGCUGGGGCCGCUGCGCCGGCCGCUGGAGGCGGAACCCGAGCGGCUGCGCCAGGCGCUGGCCGUGCUGGCCGAGCAGGAGCGCGAGGACCGCCGCGUGGCGGCCGCGGAGCCCGGGGCCUCGGCGCUGGCGGCCACGCGCCCGCGGCACUGGCUGCAGCUGUGGCAGCGCGCGGUGGCGCGGGAGGCCGAGGAGCGGCUGGGCCGGCCGGCCGCCGCCGCCGCGGGCCUCUCGGAGGCCGAGCGCACGUUCCUGGGCAUGGGCCGCACCAUGAAGGAGGACCUGGAGGCCGUGGUGCAGCGGCUGAAGCCGCUCUUCCCCGCCGAGUUCGGCGUCGUGGCCACCUACGCCGAGAGCUACCACGCGCAGUUCGCGGCCCAGAUCGCGGCCAUGGCGCAGUUCGAGCUGUGCCAGCGCGACACCUACCUGCUGCUGCUCUGGGUGCAGAACCUCUACCCCAACGACAUCAUCAACAGCGCCAAGCUGGCAGGUGAGCUGCAGGGGGUCAACCUGGGGAGCCUCCUGCCUCCCAAGCAGAUCCGGCUGCUGGAGGCCACGUUCCUGUACAACGAGGUGGCCAGCGUGAAGGAGCUGAUGACCCGAGCCCUGGAGCUGGAGUCGCAGCGCUGGGCCCAGGAUGUGGCCCCCCAGAGGCUGAACGGCCACUGUCACAGCGAGCUGGCCAUCGACAUCAUUCAGAUCAUCUCCCAGGGCCAGGUCAAGGCCGAGAGCAUCACGCUGGACCUGGGCAAGCAGAUCAAGCACAUGCUGCUGGCGGAGCUGGCUGCGUUUCUGAGGAGCUACCAGCGGGCCUUUGAUGAGUUUCUGGAGAGGUGCAAACAGCUGAGAAAUUACAGGGCCAAUGUCAUGGCCAACAUCAACAAUUGCCUGUCCUUCCGGAUAUCCAUUGAGAAGUGGCAGGCGCCACAGGACCUCCUGAGCCCCCUGAAUGAACUCAAGAGCCACGGCUUUGACACCCUGCUCCAGGGCCUGUUCUGGGACCUGAAGCCGCUGUUCAAGAGGCUCACGCAGACCCGCUGGGCGGCCUCCGCGCAGACCCUGGAGGAAGUCGCCUCCACCGUGGAGGCCAGGCUGCCCGAGUUCUCGGAACUGCGCGAGUGUUUCCGGGAGGAGCUCAUGGAGCUGGUCCACCUGCACCUGGUGAAGGAGUACAUCGUGCGGCUCAGCAAGCGGCGCCUGGUCCUCAAGACCGCGGAGCAGCAGCAGCAAUUGGCCGGGCAGGUCCUGGACAACGCCAACCUCAUCCAGCACUUCUGCACUCAGAACGGCUCCCCGGCCACCUGGCUGCAACACGCCCUCCCGACGCUCGCCGAGAUCAUUCGCCUGCAAGACCCCAGUGCCAUCAAGAUCGAGGUGGCCACUUACGCCACCUGGUACCCUGACUUCAGCAAAGGCCACCUGAGCGCCAUCCUGGCCAUCAAGGGGAACCUGUCAAGCAGUGAGGCCAAGAGCAUCCGGAGCAUCCUGGACGUCCCCACGGGGGCCCGAGAGCCGUCCAAGUCCCUAUUUUCACUUAUAAAACCUGGUUAGCUUUUCCUGUGGACGGACCUGCUUGUGAGCCCGGCGAGCUUCAGACACACUCCACUUCGAGCCAGUCACCCCACUUGGCUUCCAGCCCUCCCAGGCCUCCUGCCUUCUGCUGCUGCUGCCCAGCCCUGGCCAUGGUGCAGGCCCGGGGGCAGCUGGACCGGACGAGUCCCCGUUCGUUACCAGCCUGGUGGGGCGGAGCACCGCUCUGAGGAGCCAGAGGCCGUACCUGAGAAGUGGCCGUUGGUCGUCAUGCACUAAAGGAGGCAGAGUGGCCAUGGGUCAGCGACCUUGGGUCCCCUCCUAUCCGGGGGGCCCUCCCCGUCCGCCUCAGAGCUGCCCUUGUGGCCGGGGCUGAGUGCCUAGGGCCGGAGGCCGAGCCUUACCUACCUGCCCCCUUCACCCAGGGCUGCGACCAGCUGCGCUCAGCAAGUCUGGAAUGGAAGGCAGCUGGGAGGGAAGAAGGGAAAGAUGAGCUCUUACCUGGGGCUGGAAAGGGGCGGGGCAGUCACCUGCAGGCUCGGGCAGAGCCCGCAUCAGAGCCCCUCCAGUUGCCCCCCAACCCCUGCAGCUCAGACCCCGACCCCUCUCUGCUUGCAUUGCCCGAAGGCACCCCCUGCCCAGAAGGGGGCCUCCUGGGUUUUCUAGGGUUCAGCCUGCCCCCCAGGCAGGCCCAGGCCCAGGCCCAGGGGUGCCUUCCUGGGUCCUCCACCUGGAAGUCCGGCUGAGGUCUGGGCUGGGCGAGCUUGACCUCUGACCCCUCUGCACCUAUAUGAGUUUCUUACUGCUGCUAUAACGAAUUUCCACAAACUUGGUAGCUUAAAACAAGACUAACUUUUCAGUUCUAGAGGUCAGAGUUCUUCUGAUGCGGGUCUGGUGGGCUGAAGGCACGGGGCCCGGCGCUGGGCCCCGCUGGCGGCUCCAGGGGAGGGUUCCCGGCCUCUUGCGGUUUUUAGAGGCCGCCUUUCCGGACGGCGCGGCUGGGGCCCCAUCCGUGUCAGAGCCUUGCACGUGCAGCGCUUCGCUCCUGCCUUCCGCUUCCACUCGCAAGGAGCCAGCGCUUACCUUUGGCCCCUGCGGACGGAGAGCCCGCACCGCUCUCUCCGAAGGCCGGCUGGUUGGCAACCUGGUUUCGUUCCCUUUCCCGCGGAACCUCGCAUGGUCACAGGUUCCAGAGCUUAGGGCGUGGGCAUCUUUGGGGGACCGUGGUUUUGCCCACCACGGCCUCCAUUCAUCCCCUGCCCUGGAGAGCACCUGGUCCUGCCCCAGGAAGACGGGUUCAGUUACCCCCUGGCCUCUGCCCACCCCACAGGCCCUCAGCAGACUCCGGUGUGAGUGACAGCCUGUGAGGGCACCGCCAGGUCGGGCCAGCGCUCUCCAGGGUCUGUCCCCUCCGCCCAGGUACUUGGCCAGGGACUGGCCGUGUAAACGGUGCGCAGAGCCUUUGUACAUUUGUGGGAACUCACGUGUUGGGAGUCAUUAAUGUUAUUUUUGAGAGCACUGCUUUUGUACGAGUGUCCUCGGGUUUUGUAGCGUGACAUAAAGCUGACUUCAG
Messenger RNA from Eptesicus fuscus (big brown bat), 3710 nucleotides. RefSeq names its product TNF alpha induced protein 2 (gene TNFAIP2). Gene Ontology annotation, cellular component: exocyst. NCBI's taxonomy places the organism in Eukaryota, Metazoa, Chordata, Mammalia, Chiroptera, Vespertilionidae. Bases 95 to 2158 code for a protein of 687 amino acids. The transcript has 12 exons. The record is from RefSeq and is a predicted model, not a curated record. Gene Ontology annotation, molecular function: SNARE binding. Gene Ontology annotation, biological process: exocyst localization; exocytosis.